Molecule: messenger RNA, 945 nt
Organism: Xenopus tropicalis (tropical clawed frog)
Lineage: Eukaryota; Metazoa; Chordata; Amphibia; Anura; Pipidae
Gene: or11an13d
Product: olfactory receptor family 11 subfamily AN member 13D
Exons: 1
Coding region: 1-945 (314 amino acids)
Biological process (GO): signal transduction; detection of chemical stimulus involved in sensory perception of smell; G protein-coupled receptor signaling pathway
Cellular component (GO): plasma membrane; membrane
Molecular function (GO): G protein-coupled receptor activity; olfactory receptor activity
Source: RefSeq, a predicted model, not a curated record
AUGUCCAUGAAGAACCAGACGUGGGUCAGUGAGAUUGUUCUCUUGGGGUUUCAGAAUCUCCACAACUUCAAGGUUCCCCUGUUCUCUCUGUUCCUUCUGAUUUACAUUCUGACAGUUUGGGAGAACGUCCUCAUCAUAGUGUUGGUGGCCUUCAGCCGGAACCUCCACUCCCCCAUGUACUUCUUUCUCCAGCAGUUGGCCCUCACUGAUCUACUGGGAUCCACAAUUAUUGUACCCACCCUGCUCCAGACUGGAAUUUAUGAUAAAGUCAUGUUGCCCUUUGUUGGGUGUAUAAUACAGUUUUCUUUUUUUACUGCAACAGAAGCCUUUGAGUGUUUGCUCCUAGCAGUAAUGGCCUAUGACAGAUAUGUGGCCAUCUGCAUCCCCCUGAGAUACACUUCUAUAAUGUCCCACAGGGUUUGUGUUACAUUCAGUCUCAUGUCUUGGUUGCUUGGCCUCAUAUCUGUGUUACUUCUUGGCAAUAUCAUGGUUACCCUACAGUUCUGUGACCAAAAUACCAUUAACCAUUUCUUCUGUGAUUUCUUCCCUCUUCUUGAACUUUCCUGCUCAGACACUUCCUUAGUGCGUUUAACUAAUAUCUUACUGUCUUUCCCUGUUUUUUUCUUCCCCUUUAUACUCAUCAGUGUAUCAUAUAUGUGUAUUGCCCAUGCAAUCCUAAAGAUAGUGUCCCAUACCGGGAGGCAAAAAGCCUUCUCCACCUGCAGCUCCCACUUGGCCGUGGUCUCCAUGUUUUAUGGGACUCUCAUUGCUAUUUAUGUGGUUCCCCCCAGGAAAGAAUCACAGACCACAAGUAAAGUUCUCUCUCUGUCCUACACAGCAGUGACCCCACUAAUUAACCCCCUUAUUUACAGCCUCAGAAAUAAAGAUAUCAGACAAGCCCUGGACCAUCUGACCAACAAUCAGAAAGCUUUAGGAGUCACUUAG